AUGUGCAGCAUAGCCACCAAAUGGGAUGCACCUAGUCGAUUUCAAGUGAUAGCCUGUGCCAUCAUGGUUGUCGACAGUCCAGGCGCAUUGAUUCACGGAUUUCGCCUUGGAUCUGUCGUGGAGGUUGAUGGUGCAUCUUUCAACGACAGGUUGGGCCAAGUAGUGGCUUUCUCCGAGAAGGAUGGGGUCUUCAACGUGGCCCUGCUCAAUGGCUCCACUCGCCAGGCACGGCCGGAUCAGAUGAGGCAGAGCGAAGGCCGAAGACCUGGACACGGCUCUGCAGGCUUCGAUGUGCUGCUGGGCCCGAGGCAUCGACAGGACUUCUUGGCAGAAGAGGUUGCUACGUGCCUGGUAGAGAAGGGUUUUUGCGUCUUAAAGAUGUGCCAACCGCAGCAGGAAGUGGAGCAGGCAUUUGAGUACGUGAAGAGCUUGGCCCAGUCUGGGAAGCUCGAUCGGCUUCCGGAAGAGGUGGAGGAGGGCUACCUCGGUGAAGGUGCCAGGGCGCGUGUUGCCUGGAUGGACCCAAGCGAUCGGAACUCGUUGCAGCUUCUGGCGGUUCUGGCGGUAGAGAGACUGCGCAUACUGGAGCAUCGGGCGAGCAAGCUGAUGCUCGGCCGCCUACCACAUGCUGAACAUUUCAGUGAGACAAUGGCAAUGGAGCUGGCUUCAGUGCAAACGCUCGUGCAAGCAUGUGACGGAGAUGAUGAGGACGGCUUCAUAGAGGAAAUCCGCACGGCGCUCUCCGGCGGGUUCCAGAGUGCACGCGUUGUUUUAGAAAGUGCAAAGGCCAAAUCUGCAGGUGCGUUUGGUGAGUUUGCCUUGCGAUGUCUGGUGAAGCUGGUCUCGGCUCCAGUUGCUGAGCCCUGGCGGCCGCAAGCUGCUGCACUCUUUGCAGAUCUGGGUCGAGGAACAGUUGACGUCCCUUCCGCCGGCGUGCAGGCGUUGCUGGUGAAGCUUGCGACUGCUCCAUCCGGAGGCGAGCUCAGCUCUUCGAUGGGUGGCUUGAAGCUUCUGACGCGGGUGAUGAACGCUUGGGCAAUCCGAGCAGAGCAGCUGAGCGAGGAGGCGCAUGCAGCCAUCGCGCAGGCUGUGGUGAGGGAUUCCGUGCUGCCAGGCGCAUGGGCCUUGGCAGCCGUCACCCUCGGCUCGUUCCCGGACUUGCUGACCAGCGAGAUGUCCAACGCUGUCAUCAAAGAGGCCGAUGAUGGGAGCCGUGAUGAUGCGGUUCUUCAAAUGGCAAAGAGCCUCGGUGUCGAAUGUCAGCGCUUCCUGGUUCAACUUCGACAGGAGCGUGGCCGCGUGAAAGCAGCGGCGAAGGUCUUACAGCUUCAGGACCAAUUUCCCGACGCGGGGUAUCUCUGGCGGCAAGAGGCUCUCGAGGCUGCCAUCGAGAAAGGGCGACGAGAAGCGGUGGUUGGACUGGGAUGCGAGGAGGUGCGGCUGCGCGGCAGAUGUGUGGACGGCCUUCUGCAGUGUGGCGAGGUGGAGCUGGCAGUUGACUUGGCGGAUGCCUGGGCUGUUGGCAUUCCUGAAGAUGUGCGGAAAGCCAACGCAGAGAGGGCGAAAGCAGAGGUGCCCUACCUCCGCCUUCCCCCAGAUGUCGACGUUCAACUGGUCGCUACGGAGGCCAGCAUCGAGGGCAUGCGAGGCAUCCUCCUGGAUGCAAGCGUCAUCGGUGUAGACCUGGAGUGCAACAUGGGUACGGGCGCGCCCACCCUCCUUCAGCUUGCCACUCUCCGUCAAGCCUUCCUGGUUGAUCUCCAGGUUGUGGGGAGUUGGCCGAGUUUCGCGACGACAAUGCAGGACGUUUGCUCCGGCCCCGCGAGAAAAGUCGGCUUCGGAAUUGCAGAAGACUUAGGCAAACUCUCCAAGAGCUUCCCGUCCCUUACGGCUGCAGCUUGUGCAGCCCCGCUGAGUGACUUGAGGGAUGUCGAGGCGCAACUCAGAUCCCUUGAGUCCGGCAUCGGAAAGAAGAGAGCUCGAGAAGGGAUCAGCCUCUCUGCUCUUGCCCGCAGAGAAGUACUUGGGCAAGCCCCUGGACAAAGCCUUCCAGGUGGGAGACUGGAGCCACCGUCCCCUCUCCCAGGCGCGGAUGCACUAUGCGGCGCUGGAUGCCUGGGUCCCCGUGAAAGUUUACGAAGCCGUGCAGACCUCGACAAGAUUCUGAAGGAAAGCGAUGAGUUUGUGUCGACGAUGGCAGCUUUGCUCCAGCCCUACUGUGAAGAUGCCUUGGGAAAGGUAGUGGAUGCGAGAACACCUGGCCUGGUGAGCCUUUCGUUCCCACCUUCAGAGGAUGUGGAGCCCCAGCCCACAGAGGACUACAUUCUGGCAAGCUUUUACUCCACAUGGAGGCGAAGUCAGCUGAAGAUGAUGCACUUCCUUGGGCCCGGAGCUGCUCAGGUGAGACUGAAACCGAAGGAGGAUCACACGGCUGGCGAAGAAGCUGGCCACCAGGACUUGAGAAUUCUGGUGAUUGGGGCCCCGUACGUGGAU
Messenger RNA from Symbiodinium necroappetens, 2493 nucleotides. The record is from the annotation of a GenBank genome assembly. NCBI's taxonomy places the organism in Eukaryota, Dinophyceae, Suessiales, Symbiodiniaceae.